AAAACAAAAAAAAAAAAAGUACUUACAAUAAUAUUCUGCCCUUCAUCCCAUAUAUAGUUCAGAGCAAAAAGAAAAGAGAGGAUAGAUGCAUAUUCAUGAUAUUAUUUUUUAUUUUUGUGUGAGUUCAAAAAGUUGACUGAAAAAGUGAAGAGCUUGCUGAAAAAACAAAUAAUAUUGAAGGACUGAUCAGAAAGAAAAGAAAACAAAGACUAUUCAUUUAUUCAUUUAUAUAUAUAUAUAUAUAUACAUAUAUAUACAUUCAAGCUCUCUAUAUAGGUUCCUUCUCUUUCUUGCUUUUCAAGGGCCACUUUUAAGAAGGGGAGGAGGAUUUUUUUUUUUUUUUUUUGGAAAGAGUAAAGAGGAAACCAUGAAAAGUUGCUAAAAGCAAAGAAGGGGUUAUGUCUGUCUGUGUUUGUGGGUGACACCUGAGUUAAGAUGGGUGUUGAGAGCUAAGAAAGAGAGCCAUAUCAAGAAAGAAAGAAAAGGGAAAUUCAUUUGAAGAUCAGAUUAGAGAGAGCUUUUAGAGUUCAUAGUUCCUCUUUUGGUUUAGUUGAUUAAUUUAAUUCAGUUUUUUUUUUUUUUUUUUUUGCAUCCCUUGGGAUUUUCAAGUGGGUUAAAAAUUUAUAUUAGUUAGCAUCAUUACUUCUUUCAUUAUGGAAUCUGCAAAAAUCCCUCAUCACCACCACCGCAGCCACCACCAUCAUCACCACCACCAACAAGUACAACUACUUUCUGUUCAUCCACAAGAUCAGCUUCUUGGUUCUUCUUCUUCUACAAAUAAUUUAUCAGACUAUUCUCCUGUCUAUGUUGCUCCAAGUCCUCAUCUUUGGACCUCAAACAAUUCUAUCUUGUUGAAUAGUACUAUUAAUGGUAGCUUUGAUUCAUCUGAUCAAGCCGACCUAAGUUCAAGGAAUCCGAGGUUUGAACAUCAUGAUAACACUAUCCUAGUCCCUUCCCUAAGUUCAAGUUCUUCCAUAAUUACUCAAGAUUUGAGCUUCAACCACUGGCUAUUAGCUAAUGCUGCGGGAAGAAACAUCAAGCAACAACUUUCAAACCGAUCUUGCCCGAAUCUAAGCGAAAUGAUUAGCUCUAGUAGCCCAUCAUCAAGCAUAGAAGAUGAUCCUAAUGUGAAUUUGUUGCUUAGUACAUUGUCUUCUUCUGGAAGUCAAAACAGCAGAUUCCAAUCAUCUUGUUCACCUGAGGAGUUGAUCAUGUAUUCUUCUUCUUCUUCAGUACCUUCUAAAAGGCCUACUUUCAGCCAGAUUUACCCUACCAUUAACAUCUCCAAUUUUAGUAUUACUACUCAAACAACAUCUUUGGCGAAUUCGGCCGGUGCUUUUGACGUGGCCACCUUGCGACCGUUGGAUCUCUUGAAUCCGGCAAGGUCUUUGCAAGAACAUCAAGUUGGUAAUUAUCCUAAUGUCGGCGGAUAUGAUGACGCGAAGCCAUCAUUUCAACAGCCAUUGGAAUCUUCUUAUAGCAAUAAUCAUAAUAACAAUAAGACGACGGCUUUUAACAAUGGAGGUGGAGAAGAAAAAAGUAGAAGCAGUAAUAAUUCGGAGCCGAAAGCAGCAACAAAGCGACCAAGAUUAGAAUCGAACCGUCCAUCCUGCCCACCCCUUAAGGUUAGAAAAGAGAAAUUGGGAGAUAGAAUUGCAGCUCUUCAACAGUUAGUCGCACCCUUCGGCAAGGUAUGCUAAUAUAGUAUCAUAAUUUUCAUCUUUUAAUGGCAUCAAAGUUCUUUUCUUAUCACCAAUGCUUAUUAUAGCCGCAAAAGCCGACAGAGAAGGAAUUGGAAUAAAUUCAUGUCUGCCUUAUGUGGCUCUGUGGUCCGGGAAUAUCGAGGGAGGCCAGUACUACUACUUCUUGAACAUCCAUGGGAAUUUCAGAAAAAUAUGAAGAAAUCCAUCAUGUCCAAUGUUUCUAUUCACAAUUUUAAAAAUAACAAGGUGUUAGUAAUCAAGUAAUCUUUUUACAUUUCUUUUUAUCAUAAAACUCAUCAUAACUAAUUCAUUCGAAUUAGGGUUCCCUCUUCUUUGUUUCCCUUUGUUUUUGAGGGCCGAGUUUUAGAUAUGCAACAAGCACAUAAUAGACACGGCUCUUGUUUUGGAACAGAAUAAUAUUAUCUAUACAUGUGUGUGGAAAAGAAGAAUAAGUAGGUUUAUGUAAUACCUUGUUUAUGUAAUACCUUGUUCAAUAGAUUUAAUGAAAUUCUUAAGACUAAUGAUAUGUAUUUGUGAUGCACGUGGGGGUCCGGGGAGGAAUAUUGCAGACUGACACAGCAUCCGUACUAAUGGAGGCCUUCGGUUACAUCAAAUUCCUUCAAAAUCAAGUUGAGGUAUUUUGUACAUCAUGAUUCUUCUUUGUUUUUGGUCCCUUGCUUUUGUCAUACACCUCAGAUAUUCCAGCCCGAGGGAUAGCUUCAAUUAAUUAAUUCACAUUAUAUGGGUUGUUUAGCUCAUCAAAAUGUAUUGCUAUAAUCAUGAUGUAUUAUUAAAAUGAGACGAGAAAAUGUUACAAUACACCACAUGCUGAAACUUGUGAACUAAGUAAAUUGAACAUGAUUUAAAGAGAUGAAAAGAAAGCACAUUGUUGAUGAAGCAUAUAUGUAUGUUUUAUACAGCCAACCCAAAAAGGGUUUUGGAGAAAGGAAAAAAGAAACCUAAUAUCAAAUAGUAACACUACUUCCUUUUCCUUGUUUCAUGGGCUGUGUGUUGGAUCUUAAUUUGGUCAAAGCAUCGAACUGUCAAAAUCUUUCAAACCUUUAAAGUGCUUUUUGUUCGAUGCAUUUUGCUAUUCUUUUACAUGAUGGGAUGGUAUAUUUUACAGCCAUAAUUAAAAUUAUUGGUUUGUUGAUUAUCGCUAAGCAUAGGUGUCGAAACUUGAGCUGCGAAUUUCGAAAGUAGUUGAAUAUAACACGGUCAUCCUAAUUAUCUUCCAACAUAGUGUUUUUAUCUAUAAAAAAAUUUAUCUUAUGUAUUCCCUCCGUCCUAUAAAAAUAGUUUACAUUAAGUUUUGAGUUUUGAAUUUUAUACUUUUUAUAGUACAAAUUUGAAAACUGAAUGUGGACUAUUUUUUUUUUUUGGGACAGAGAUAUUAUUCUUUUAGUAUAAUAUUUUUGAGCUAAUUUUAGUAUAAUUGAGAUUGACUCUUUUGUUUGGGCAGGAUGUGAUUUUUAUUACUUUCGUUUACUAUUUAUACAUCCUGAUAAGCUAUCAAGAAUGCUAGACGAUUGAGUCAUAGAAAGAUUUGACAAUCUUACCGCUGAAAUUCAAUAAUAAUGAUAUGUUUGACUUCAUCAUCAGUUCAUUGUGAUUCUAGAUUGAGGAAAUGUGGAUGUGGAGUUGAAUUUUCUCUUCUUUUUUCGCCUCUCGUCUAAUUAAUUUUGGAGGCUUUUGUUAACUUCAUAAUUGAACAUUAUGUUAUUAUUGAUUCAGUUUUUUUUUCUUGUUUUUGGCAGACUCUAAGCUUGCCUUAUCUGAAGCCGUCAAGAAACAAAACUAGUAGUAGAGCAAUCCGUGGGGUAAGCCAAGAAAAAACACUAUAUAAGAAUAUAAAAUGUAUUCAUAUCUUUAUAUUAUAUUUUUUUCGUCUCAAAAAAUAUGUUCUAAUAAUUCUAAAAGUAUUACAAUAAAAAAAACAAAAGGAUUAUUUUAAGACCAAAAAAUAUAUGUAAUUAUCUCAAUAGAAGUAUGAUACAUUUUUCAAUGCAUUUAGGGUCCAGAGGAGGUGGAUGGAAGCGAAAGGAAACGAGAUCUUAGAAGUCGAGGGCUGUGCUUGGUGCCAAUGUCGUGCUUGUCUUAUAUGACUGACACCGGCGGAAGCGUUUGGCCACCGCCACCGAACUUCGGCGGCGGAACUUGACUCCGGUCACUGUGCAAGUCCUUCAUAUGCUCAAACUAGUGUUAGCUUCUAGUUGCCGGCAAACGUGUUUUUUGUUUUACAAAAAUUUUGACAAAUUGAUCAUGAAUAUUUUAGCUCCGCCACUAUUCUCUCAUUGAUGUACGGAUUAAAAUUAAUUAAUGGAGCAAAUUUGGUCAUUUUGGGAAAAAAAAAGAAAAAGAAAAACCAGGAUGGACCAAGUUUGAUCCAUAAAGAAGAAGAACUAGUACGAUACGUACUACUCAAAUUAAUUGACCAUUAUAGGUCCGAUGACCAAUUUGUUCACAUUUCAGCAAUUAAGCGGUAGCAUUUGUUUAAUUAUUUACGGAUUUGGAGUUUGUUUGAUCAUUUCCUUUUCUUUUCUUUCUUAAUUUCGGACGUAACUGUACUCUCUAAUAAAUAGAGUGAUCUAUUGUUGCUCG
This is a messenger RNA of Oldenlandia corymbosa var. corymbosa, 4304 nucleotides long. The record is from the annotation of a GenBank genome assembly. NCBI's taxonomy places the organism in Eukaryota, Viridiplantae, Streptophyta, Magnoliopsida, Gentianales, Rubiaceae.